This is a messenger RNA of Grosmannia clavigera kw1407, 1581 nucleotides long. Its product is annotated as histone methylation protein. Gene Ontology annotation, biological process: DNA repair; DNA damage checkpoint signaling; regulation of transcription regulatory region DNA binding. Gene Ontology annotation, cellular component: nucleosome; nucleus. Gene Ontology annotation, molecular function: histone H3K79 methyltransferase activity; histone binding. The coding region runs from base 1 to 1581 and encodes 526 amino acids. Lineage: Eukaryota; Fungi; Ascomycota; Sordariomycetes; Ophiostomatales; Ophiostomataceae. The transcript is spliced from 2 exons. The record is from RefSeq and is a predicted model, not a curated record.
AUGGGCAUAUUCAACCAAAAGCCCAAGUUUAAAGUUGUUGCGCCGACGAUCCGCAAGAUCGUGGUUCCUGUUGGUACUGCGAAGCCGAGAUCAGAACCUCGAAACUCGCGGCUUGCUACGCCCAAUUCCGACAACCUGAGUGUCCGGCAUACCGCGAAUAGUAACGGUAAAAAGACCGCAUCAUUAUCGUCGCGGGCCUCGUCCUCGCCGAGAAGUCGCAAUAGCCUUUCGCCGUUUCCGGCCGCCAACGAGAAUAAGAACCGUUCAGGCCGAGACGCCGAUCGCAAGCGAAAGCUAGUCAGAGGGUCCUCGCAUCGUGCUUCGCCAGCAAAUGAGCGCAUAGACUUUGACAAAGACUCUGACACUGAUGACAAUGACUGGGAAAUGACAUUGAGUGCGCGGGGCCAAAGGAAAAGGUCGCGGCUGGACGGGAGCCGAGUGAUUGACCUGGAUCGCCGUCUGGCACAUCCUGCUCUACUGGGGACGUUGAAUGACGGAGAUGGACUGAAGGACAAAGAUGCAGCAAAGCCAAAUAUUGUACACGCCGCAACUGUGGCGUGUCUGGCACUCAAAUGUGUGCCAGUGCUAGGCUCAACGAGUGACGACGUUUCCGUCGAGCUGCAGUAUCCCGGGUCCAAGCACAGAGAAAGAUACGAGCUUGUCUGGGGCAAAGACAAAAUCGACGCUAUCAAAGAUAUGUUGACGACUAUACGAUACACCGCAGAAAUUUACUUAACAGACGAGCAAGCUGUGCCAUUUCUUGACCCAACAACUGGCAUCGUGCGACAGCUAGAGCGCGCAUCGAGCGACAAAGUAAAGGACCUCAAAAUGUUUACGUCCGCGCUGAAAGACUACAACGAUCGACUACUUGCCAUGCAAAAAAGCGGAGUGGUAGCGUCCAAUCUCUCCCAAAAACAUAACCUGCCUCGACACCUUGCAGCUUUCAUCCUGGACCAGGUUUAUGACCGAACGGUGGCCCCAAAAGUUGACCUCCUUCGAAGGUAUGAGAACGGAACCGACAACGUGUACGGCGAGCUCCUCCAUCCAUUUAUUACCGACAUACUGGUGGACAGGUUGCAUAUGACAUCGGGCCAGGUCUUUGUUGAUCUUGGCUCAGGCGUCGGCAACGUCGUUCUUCAAGCCGCUUUGGAAAUAGGAUGUGAAAGCUGGGGGUGCGAAAUGAUGGAGAAUGCCUGCAAUUUGGCAGAGGUACAGAAGAAGGAGUUUACGGAAAGGUGUCGGCUAUGGGGGAUCGCUCCAGGGGAAGUGCAUCUCGAAAGAGGCGACUUUCGCUGUAACACAUCUGUCCAAGAGGUAUUGAAACGGGCAGACGUUGUUUUGGUUAACAACCAGGCGUUCACAUCGCAAUUGAACGACGACCUCGUGAGGAUGUUUUUGGAUUUCAAGCCUGGCUGCAAGAUCGUGUCGCUGAAGAGCUUUGUCCAUGACCACAAGAGUGCAUCACACAAUAUCAACGACGUUGGCGGCACAAUUCUGAACGUCGAAGUAUUAACGUACCCGGAGGGUUACGUCAGUUGGACAGGAGCCGCUGGGAAUUUCUGUAUUUCAACGAGGAGGUGA